Molecule: messenger RNA, 1437 nt
Organism: Argentina anserina (silverweed cinquefoil)
Lineage: Eukaryota; Viridiplantae; Streptophyta; Magnoliopsida; Rosales; Rosaceae
Product: glucan endo-1,3-beta-glucosidase 8-like
Exons: 2
Coding region: 1-1437 (478 amino acids)
Biological process (GO): carbohydrate metabolic process
Cellular component (GO): plasma membrane
Molecular function (GO): hydrolase activity, hydrolyzing O-glycosyl compounds
Source: RefSeq, a predicted model, not a curated record
AUGGUCCGAGUCUCAAUUCUUUUAGCAUGUUUCAUCUUCAUCAUGUUGGUGAACUUGACCGACCAUGUUCAAGGUUUAGGGAUCAACUGGGGAUCAAUGGCGUCACACCCUUUGGAUCCUGGUAAUGUAGUAAAGAUGCUGAAGGACAAUGGGAUCAAGAAAGUGAAGCUUUUCGACGCAGAGCCUGCCACCAUGAAAGCCUUGUCUGGGUCUGGUAUUUCUGUCAUUGUUGGAAUUCCUAAUGAUAAGUUGGCCUCAAUUUCUUCAGCUUACAAACAUGCAACAGAAUGGGUGAAAGAAAAUAUCACCAAUUAUGAUCAUAAUGGGGGCGUUGAUAUCAGCUAUGUGGCUGUUGGAAACGAGCCAUUCUUAACUAGUUAUAAUGGGACAUAUCUUAAGACUACUUUCCCAGCAUUGCAAAACAUUCAGAAAGCCCUGGAUGAAGCUGGCACUAGACAAAAAAUCAAAGCCAUAGUGCCCUUCAAUGCCGAUGUUUAUGAAGCUUCUUCCGACAAACCAUCGGACGGGCAAUUCCGAAAAGACAUUAGGGUUGAGAUGCUCAAGAUUUUAGGUCUGCUCAAGAGCAAUAAGUCUCCAUUUUUCGUUAACAUAUAUCCCUUCAUUAGUCUCCAGCAAAGCUCCGAUUUCCCCCGAGAAUUUGCCUUCUUUGAUGGUACUAACAAACCUGUUCAAGACAACAAUAACCAAUAUACCAAUGUGUUUGAUGCAAAUUAUGACACACUUGUUUGGUCACUCAAGAAGGUUGGUUACCAGGACUUGGACAUAGUAAUUGGAGAAGCCGGAUGGCCUACCGAUGGUGACCAGAAUGCAAAUGCAACUUUGGCCAAGAAAUUUUAUGAUGGACUUCUCAAGAAAUUGGCAAAGGGAGAGGGAACCCCUCUUCGAAAAGGGUACUUGGAAGUGUACCUCUUUGGGCUCACUGACGAGGACUUAAAGAGUAUCGGACCAGGGGACUUUGAGCGACACUGGGGCAUAUUUAGCUAUGACGGAAAGCCUAAGUUUCCGAUGGACCUCACCGGAAAAGGGAAUGAUAAAAUGCUCAAGGAGGUACAAGGAGUGCAGUACAUGGACAAGAAAUGGUGUGUUGUUAAUAGUGAUGUUCGAAAUGAGACUAUUUUAUUGAACGACCUCAAUUACGCUUGUUCUCAGACAGAUUGCACAUCUUUGGGAAUUGGAAGGUCAUGUGAUUUGAAUAUGCAAGGGAAUGUCUCCUAUGCUUUCAAUUCUUUCUUCCAAAGCAGAGACCAAGAUGUUCGAACAUGCAAUUUUGAUGGCAAGGGAACCAUUGCAAACACCGAUCCUUCUAAAGGAACUUGUGUAUUCAAUAUACAGAUUUACAGUGCUGGUUUGAGGCAUCAACUGACUUUUGCACUGAGUAUAUUUGCAGGACUGGUCUUGAUGAUUUCCUUACAUUAA